AUGCGCAAACGUCUUGCCUACGGGUUCUACGCCAUGGCUCUCCAGCAGAUGGGAGGCAUUGCACCCGUCACGAUGUACGCAACCUAUAUCUACAUGUCUUGGGAUGGGGAAAAGUUUUUCAUCGUGCAGGUCAAUACCUUCACCGUCGACAAGUUCGGACGGCGACAGCUACUUAUCACAGGCUUCGCAAUUCAGGCUAUCGCUCUCCUCAUCUUGUCGAGCUUGACGACAUCGUUUCCGCACAACACCAACAAAGCUGCCGCGGUAGUCGAGAUCGCAAUGCUUUUCAUCGUAGGCCUGACAUAUUGCUGGUCUGAUGGGCCGCCAGCUAUUGCUUCAGAGAUCUUCUCACAGCACGUCCGCGACAAGGCUUUCGGUAUCUCGCUGCUGGGCCAGACUUCGUGUCUUCUCGCCAUCACACAGCCAUGGCCACAGUUCAUAAGGAGGUCGGGACAGAGAGCUACUGGUUACUGUUCGGUCUGA
This is a messenger RNA of Recurvomyces mirabilis, 483 nucleotides long. RefSeq lists its product as uncharacterized. Lineage: Eukaryota; Fungi; Ascomycota; Dothideomycetes; Mycosphaerellales; Teratosphaeriaceae. Gene Ontology annotation, cellular component: membrane. The coding region runs from base 1 to 483 and encodes 160 amino acids. The record is from RefSeq and is a predicted model, not a curated record. The transcript has 2 exons. Gene Ontology annotation, biological process: transmembrane transport; carbohydrate transport. Gene Ontology annotation, molecular function: carbohydrate:proton symporter activity.